Messenger RNA from Brienomyrus brachyistius, 2819 nucleotides. Its product is annotated as E3 ubiquitin-protein ligase TRIM39-like. The transcript is spliced from 8 exons. The record is from RefSeq and is a predicted model, not a curated record. Gene Ontology annotation, molecular function: protein binding. The coding region runs from base 277 to 1965 and encodes 562 amino acids. NCBI's taxonomy places the organism in Eukaryota, Metazoa, Chordata, Actinopteri, Osteoglossiformes, Mormyridae.
UUAGCCUCGUUCUCUUGCGAAAAAAAAAAUCAACAUAUGUCUGAUAAGGAACACUUUUUUCAGCUGUAAAUAAGGUGUUGUGCCUUUCAGUCAGGCAGGUUUGUCAGAUUCCUGGGAUUAGGCGGAGUCUGGCGAAGACACAUAAGCAGGCAUGCAGUCUCCCGCUUCUCAUUUACCUGCGACGACAGACGUUCCUUCAGCACACUGCUGAGCUGCAGCUGCAAGAGACUGUCGCAAGGCAGCACCUAGGAGACCAGACAGCACAAAACUUCCAGGAUGGCCCUGUUGCAGAGCUUCCUGUCCGCAGAGCAGCUCCAGUGCUCCAUUUGCCUGGACAUCUUCACCAACCCUGUUUCUACCCCAUGUGGCCACAGCUUUUGCAUAGCCUGCAUUGGCAGGUACUGGGACGAGAGUAGAACCUGCCAGUGCCCUCUGUGCAAGGAGAUCUUUUGUAACAGACCUGAUCUGCACAUCAGCCGAACCCUCAGGGAGAUCACAGAGCAAUUCAAAGUCGCGUCGGGCUUUGGGGCUCGCAGCCAUAGCCAGAGAGUGUCCUGUGUGAGCCUACCAAAGCCAGACGAGUUGGCCUCUGUUGACUUUGCAGAGGCGCGGUCCCGUUGGACCCCAUCACAUAGCCAAGUUGCCGACAGCUGCAUACUUCCAGCCUUAGCUCCCCCGGUCCCAGACGAGGCCCAGGUGCUCCAGGCACAAGCCUCAGGUUCUCGUCUGGCUUUAAGGAGGUUCACGUUGGGCGGGCCUGAAGACUGCCUGCACACAACACUGAACCAGAAGCACCAGUGGUGCAUGUUCUGCAAGAGCGACCAAACGUGCACCUGUGAGAGAUGUGCAGAGAUGGACCACACAGACCAUGAUGUCAUCUUCUCGGAGAGAGAGGGGCUGCUUAAUAAGUCUCUGUUAGGAAUAACUGACAAAGAAAUCCAGGAGAUGAUCCAAGACAGAGUGAAGAAGGUGGAGGAGAUAAGAACAUCCCUGGUGGACAUCAAAGAAUCUACGGAGACAGAAAUGUUGGGCAGCCUGCAAGUCUUCAGCACCCUGGUCAGCUCUAUCCAGAGAAGUCAGGCUGAGCUGCUCGAGAUCAUCGAGAUGAACUGCCAGGUGGCUGAGCGCCAGGCCGUGGACCUGAUUCAGGAGCUGGAGGAGGAGAUCGAGGAGUUACUGAGGAGGGGUGAUUCCCUUAAGCAGCUCCUGCACUCUGAAGACAAUGACUUUUUGCUUGAGACUAAGGACUGGUCCAGCAUAUCGGUGAACCCUGACAUCUGCGUUGUAAAGGUACACAAGAUUGUUUCAAGGCUGGUGGAGCCCUUCCAAGAGGAGCUGAAGAGGCUCCCAGAGAAAAGUUUACGGGCUACAGCGGACUCCACCCCACUAAUAUCACAGCCAAAGGGCAGGAAGAUCCAGGAAUAUGCAGUGGAUGUCAGGCUGGAUCCCAGCACAGCUCAUCCCAGGCUGAUCCUGUCUGAGGACAGGAAGCAGGUGUGGUGCGGAAGCAAGACCCAGAGAGUCCCCGCCCACCCGCAGAGAUUCGACCGCAUUUUCUGUGUUCUGGGCCAGGAGGGCUUCACAUCAGGUCGGCACUACUGGGAGGUGGAAGUGAGGGGUAAGACUGACUGGGAUUUGGGUGUGGCCAGUCAGUCUGUAAACAGAAAGGGUAAGAUCACGGUCCAUCCAAGCCAUGGUUUUUGGUUCUUAAGCCUGAGGGAUAAAAGCAAUUAUGGGUUUCAGACCAGUUCAACCAGUUCCCACCUAAGACCCCAGAAAAUAGGUGUCUUCCUGGAUUACGAUCGGGGCCAAGUCUCAUUUUAUAAUGUGGAGGCUAAACUGCACAUCUACACAUUCCACGGGACCUUCUCUGACACCAUCUACCCCUUCUUUUGCCCCUGUAGCAAUAAAUCUGGGAAGAAUGAAGCCCCUCUUAUCAUUACCCCCGUUGUAAUGAUAGAGUAAAGUUACACUGAAGUAUAUGUUUACACUUAAGAGCUGAACUUCAAACAUAAGUAGUACAGUGAACUUUUUACUGUAUCCACAUACCUGUCAUAAAACCAGACAAUGCACUUUGAAGGGAAAUGCUUUCUGGUUGCCAUUUAAUCCUGUUGAGUAAUGAAUAUAAAUGAAAAUAUUUAUUGUAAAUAAGUCCACACAGAAAUCAUUGAAAUGAUGUUUUAAAGCUCACACUCUCAUUGUACAUAUAUGCUUUUUCAUUGUUUCCUGUAUAUAGUUGUUAACAAUAUGUUUGAUAAAAUCUCUGUUUUCCUGGCUACCGUUCAAAGGACUUCAAAACUGUUAUAGUCACUGUAAUUAUCUUGAUCAUGCCUUCUUAUACUGUAAAAUAUUAUACAUUUCUUUUAUGUUUAUGUUUUAUGUUAUGUUUAUGUUCAACACACACACACACACACACACAUAUAUAUAUAUAUAUAUAAAAAAUAUUUUUACCUGAUUUUUACUUGGUUAUUGUCAAGUCCAACAUCCUGUCAACCUCCAGAUCCAGAAUCCAGAGCCCAGUUUCCAAAGAACCGGUUAAUUAACUGCAUUUACUGGCACUGUACACCUUAAAUACCAUCAUGCCUACUAUCAGGUAUGAUGAGUUUCACUGAGCUGAGCAGUAUGUUCCUGAAUUCUUGCUCAUGUGUACCCACUUUGAGUACAUGCAGAAAUUUCCUUUUGGUAUUUUCCUCUGAUCGUGUUACAACCCCUGCCUGUCUUCCCGGUUUUGAUGUUUGGAUUGUGUUUUGUGGCCCUCAAUAAACGAAUAUGGAACCAGCACAUGGACCCAGAUCCAGUUCAUCACAGUAAUGGGUGAG